Messenger RNA from Callithrix jacchus (white-tufted-ear marmoset), 6864 nucleotides. It is a transcript of the gene MIPOL1, whose product is annotated as mirror-image polydactyly 1. The record is from RefSeq and is a predicted model, not a curated record. Lineage: Eukaryota; Metazoa; Chordata; Mammalia; Primates; Cebidae.
CUCGCGGCCAGGCGGCGCGGCAUGCGCAUGCCCGGUGCGCGCCAUCUGCACCCAGUGUUGCAGCGCGCCGCACCGUAGGCCCUCCCGUGCCGCCGGCAACCGGCUCCCACUCUCCCUCCAGCUCCGGGCCCCGCCCCGCACCCCUGCCCGGUCAUUUGUGGGUGGGCCUGGGGCCGGGAGGCUCCGAGCCUGCGGCGAUUGGCUGACGUGGUGGCUGCGCACUGGGCCUGAGAAACUCUGGGCGAGCUCGCAGAGUCGACUCCUCAGGCGACGCCGGGCGCAUCUCAGCUAAUCCAAAAGUAAAUGAGAAACUUAGAAAAAGAUUGCCAACUCCAAAUCAACAUAUUUAGAGAAAAUUGGAAAAGGAGAAGCUUACUACAGCUUUAUUUGAGGACUUUUUAAAGAACGCAGGGUUCUAUCUCUGAGCAGCAAAUCUUGGAGUAAAAACCAGAGACAUUGCCAGAGCAAACAAGAAAGGAAGUACAAAUGGAGGACUGGUCAAAAGAUAUAACCCACAGUUAUCUUGAACAAGAAACUACAAGGAUAAAUAAAAGUACACAGCCAGAUGAGCAACUGACUGUGAGUUCUGAGGAAAAUAUGCAUCAGAAAUCCACUGAAUUAGUUAAUGAAAUAAGUUAUGAGAACACAAAAUGGUCAGAGCAGAGAUCAAGGAAUUUUCAGAUCAUCAGUUCUUACCCAGAUGAUGAGUCUGUUUACUGUACUACUGAAAAAUCCAACAUUAUGGAACAUAGACAUAAUGAUAUGCAUUAUGAAUGUAUGACUCCUUGUCAAGUUACUUCAGACUCAGAUAAAGAGAAUACAAUAGCAUUUCUUCUAAAAGAAUUGAAUAUUCUGAGAACAAGCAAUAAAAAGCUUCAAGAGAAACUGGCUAAAGAAGAUAAAGAACAGAGAAAACUAAAAUUUAAGCUGGAACUCCAAGAGAAAGAAACAGAAGCUAAAAUUGCUGAAAAGACAGCAGCUCUGGUUGAAGAAGUGUAUUUUGCACAGAAGGAACGUGAUGAAGCUGUUAUGUCUAGACUGCAAUUAGCCAUUGAAGACAGAGAUGAAGCAAUUGCACGAGCCAAGCACAUGGAAAUGUCUCUAAAAGUGCUAGAAAAUAUUAACCCUGAAGAAAAUGACAUGACAUUACAGGAAUUACUGAACAGAAUAAACAAUGCAGACACAGGGAUAGCUAUUCAGAAGAAUGGAGCUAUAAUUGUGGAUAGAAUCUACAAGACCAAAGAAUGUAAAAUGAGAAUAACUGCAGAAGAAAUGAGUGCACUAAUAGAAGAACGGGAUGCUGCCUUGUCUAAGUGCAAACGGCUAGAGCAGGAGCUUCAUCAUCUGAAAGAGCAGAACCAGACUUCAGCAAACAACAUGAGACAUCUGACUGCUGAAAACAAUCAAGAACGUGCUCUGAAGGCAAAGUUGUUAUCUAUGCAAGAAGCCAGAGAAACUGCAGUUCAACAGUACAAAAAACUGGAAGAGGAAAUCCAGACCCUUCGAGUUUACUACAGUUUACACAAAUCUUUAUCUCAAGAAGAAAAUCUGAAAGAUCAGUUUAACUACACUCUUAGCACAUAUGAAGAAGCUUUAAAAAACAGAGAGAACAUUGUUUCCAUCACUCAACAACAAAAUGAGGAACUGGCUACCCAACUGCAACAAGCUCUGACAGAGCGAGCAAAUAUGGAAUUACAACUUCAGCAUGCCAUAGAGGCCUCCCAAGUGGCCAAUGAAAAAGUUCAAAAGUUGGAAAGGCUGGUGGAUGUGCUGAGGAAGAAGGUUGGAACCGGGACCAUGAGGACAGUGAUCUGACUGAAAAAACGACAGUCUGGGGAAGCGAUCACAUCUGGUGACCAGGCUGCUUCAUUCAACACUGUGUAAACACUAAAGCCUUAACUUAGCAAACAGUUGUUAGAAGUGGGACACUCCAACCACAUUCCAAGCUGAGAUAAAAUCAAAUCACAAAUGUUUAACCACUUUGCUGCUGACUUGAGUUAUUUAUCCAAAUAUAUUAACUACAGACUUUUACCAAUAGGUAGAUAAAAGGUUACAGCUUAUUUUGUAACUAUUUUAUAUCUCAAUAUCUUUAAUAUAAAUUUUUUUACAGAGAGAUCAUUAUAGAAACAUGUUAAAGUUGGUUAGGAUCAUAUCUUUACAUAUGGCCCUUUCUGAAUCAAAGCGCAGCAAAGUAAAUAUUGUCUAAGCUUUAAUCCACUGUGUUAGGUCAAAACUUCAAAUACAUGCAUUUUUCAAUAUAGGGUAUAUUUCGUAACUGAUGAGAGAGGCUUAAACAUGAGUGUGUAGUCUUCCUUCAAUGCAUGUAUGUAAUCUUUGUUAGUAUUACAAAAUAUUGAAUAUAGAUCCCAUGAAUUAAAUGUGUAAUUUGUUUUAAUAAGAGACAGAUACAUUAAAAUUACAUUUAUCAAGGCAUGAUUUUUUGUUUUACUACAAGUAAUGCAAACUUUUCAAUAAAAAGGGGAGAUUGUUAAUGUACACUUAUGAAUUCACAUUGUCAGUAUUUUUUAAUGUUGGGUCUGAAUAAUUAUCCAAACUCUACUUAAGCUAUAAUAAUUGCCAAGUCUCUGUCAUUUUUGCUUGAAAAUUAGCAUGCCUCCAUCUUAAAAAAAAAAAAAAAGAGACCAUCAAACCUGUUAAGUAUUCUUACUGUUUAUCUUUUUCUAAUUACCAUUUUAUUUUUGUUGUGGAGGAGGGGAAUCCAAUAAAAAAUAUUUAAAAAAAUUAUAAUGUAGAAAUUACUUAGAAAAAAGUAAACUUGCCAUUUGGUUAAAGUUACCUGCUUUUUAUUUAAGAUACAACAUAGCAAUCACUUCUAUUCAUAUGAAGUUAUGAAUAGAACUGAAAUUUUUAUGUAAUUGGCUAUAGUCAAAAUAUUUUUAUUUUUUUAGAUUAAAACAGAUGGAAGCCCAAGAGGAAAUGACUAUGCAUGGAACAGGAUGAAAUAGACAAGUAGAGAUUUAAUUAGUGAAAAUUUUUUAGGCAAGGAAAAUUUUUUUCUAAGUCUAUACAUUUUUAAUUUAUCUUUAAGAUUGAGCUAAAUUAGCUACCAUUGCCUAUUUACAGGGUAAGUACAUCCAAGACAAUUAUUGCACCAUUCUUUCAUAUAUCAUAGUAGAUUAUACGUUUGAAUUUUUUUUACUUCACAGGAAAAAUGUAAGCUACUUUGUCAUAGGUAAUGAAAGAAUCAUAAUGCUAACAAACUCUAUUUCUUCCUUAUUAAAUCUGUAUUCAUUAAAGUAAUUUUUUAACUAUGAGAAUUAGGAAAUAAGGGACAAUGGGAGUUUAAAAUAAACUAAUUUAUUUUUCUCUAUAGUUCUAAAGAGAAUUAUAUUCUCUUAUAGACCAGGGACUCUAUAAUACAGAAAUAGGUAAUGAUUUGGUCAUACAGGGAGUCUUGUCUCUGGGCUGUAUUUGAAAGUUGUAACAGCUCCCUAUGUGAAGAAACAGCAUCUUCAAAGUCAUCUGGGAGGUUCAGGUAAGUAAAGAAAAACCAUUUUUGUAACAAAAUGGUCCAUUCUUGAUCCCUCUUAAAAUAAAUUACAAGUAAAAUUGAAUUUUUAGUUUAAUCCUGAAAACAGACGAACUUUUCUUCAGUUAUUUUGUCUGAGGCUUUAGAAGACAUAAAAUAUAGUAUAAAGGCAUUUCACAAUUUCCAAACAAAUCUUUCUACACUUAAAUGAUCAAACUAGAAUAACCAAUUCCAAUAAUUAAUAUGCAAAACUUUUGUAGACUAUGAUAUUAUAAAGUUAAAUUCACAAAAUAAUUCUAACAUCCACUAUUGUUCAGUGUAGGUAAUCUCCCAAAAAUAUCCUCUUGAAAAUGAGUUAUUCACAAAAUUUCAAUGAGUUGUCUACAGAAUUUCAAAUGCAAAGUAUUACAGCCAAAUAUUAUCUUAAUUAAUUUCAUACACUUAAAAAUGUCCAUCAACAGUAUGUCAUAUGGUCUUUAUGUAUUUUUUCUGUAUGGAGGAAUAGCCUUGCUUACUGAAGAUAGGUUCUCUAUAUAUUCAACAAUAAUGCAACUUUAGAAGUAUUCCACACUGCUGAGAAAUGUUGCUUUGAGUUUGCUUUACGCAUCAAGUCUAAUUCCUUAGUAACAAGAGAAUUCACUUCUUCUUGUAAAAAUAAGUAAUUCACAGGAAACAUUUGUAGCACUUGAUGAUUUACGAAGUCCUUUUACAUCUGUUUUUCUUUUUCAUUUCAUCCUAUCAACAACCAUAUAAUAAUAAUAACAAAUUUUAUAUAUAACCUAUAUAAUAAUGAUGGCAAUGAUAAUUUUAGUAUUACUGUCAUUAUAAUUAUUAUUAUGUUCAUUCUGCCGAUGAGGAGACAGACUCAGUAAGCCUUAGAAUUUGCCAAGUACUGCCUAGGACUUAGAACUAAGAUCUUACAACAAUACUCCAUGCAACUAGGAGUCUCUAAACCUCUCUGUAAGAAAACAAAAAAUUCAAAGUAAAGAUUUUAACUCUUGCGAUUUCUGUUGUUACAGUACCAUUUCUUUCAUAUACCUACAUACAAAUUCGCUAACAAUCAAAAGAUUGUACACAUUUCUUUCAAUAAAGUACAAUAAUGUGAACUGCAUAUGUAAACAGCAUCACAUUAUUACCACCUUUCUAUGGUAUUAUAGUGGCAGCAUUGCUUUGCCUCAGCCUUCAAUAAUGAGAAAUAUUGUUGACAAUUGAUUUCUAAUAAAAUAUAAUGUGAGUCUCUUUGUACUAUUUUUAAUUUGUCCUGAUGCUAAAACCUAUCAGCUUAGUUUUAUCACAUGGUAGUCUAAACUUCAAGGCUCUCUCUAUCUCCUAGAGCAAUUAUUAGAGCUAAAACCAGUUAUAAGCAAAGUUAUUGGUUAUAAGCAAGGUAUAAGCAGUUAAAGCAAAGUUACUAAUUAUUAAUAUAUGAGAAUUUUAAACUUUAUAAAUAAAUUAGAAAUGUAUUAAUGUAUUUUAAAUACUUUAUGGAAUAAAAUAUUUUGCUUGCUUUUUUCAUUGAUAAAGUUGAUCCUUUGUAUAUUUCCUUAUUCAAAUAAACUCAAUCAUCUUAUCAGGUCAUUUAUUUAAUAAUUAGUUUAUUUUAUUAAAAAGCUAGAAUAUUAAAGAUUUAUACCGUUAAUAUUGAAUAUAACUUUAUAGAAAAGCAUUUUAUAUGUACUAUUCUUAAAGAUCACAAUUAUUUUUAAAGUUUCUAUUUUCAAAUAGUUGUGAUUAAUAAAGCAUUGUAUGAUGAAAUAGCCAUGGCUUAUACAUUUUUGUUUUUUUAUACAGAUUUUUUACUGAUUUUAUUGUGUUGCUGGUAACUACUAUUUACAACUAACCUGUCUAUUCAUAUUUUACAUAUAUAUAUAUAUAUGCACACAGAUGCAUUUACCUUUUCAAAAAAAUGAUUUAUAAGUCAACUGUUAGGCUCCGGUGAUUUCAGUAUUUUGUUCGUGUUUUAUUGGAAAUGCACGUGGUUUCUGAGGCUUUAAACAAAUACAUGGAAUGGUUGAAAGAUUUAUUUUGCUCGUGCUUAGCUAAAUAUGUCAUCUCUAGAAAAGAUUUGGUUUGUUUUGGCACUGUUUUAAAAACUCAAAUAUUUUAAACAUUUGUUAAGUUGGAGCUUGCACAUUUAAUCUAGCAGCCUACGUUCCAGAAGAGCAUCUCAAGUUACCAAUUUUUUUGUAAUCCUUUUACCAGAAUAAUCUUUUUUGAAAAUGUUUUCUUGUGCUCACUUUGGUGCAUAUAUACUGAAAUUUUUUUAAAAAGCUUUUCUUUUUUACUAUAUGUUUUAGCAUAAGUUAAGUUAAACUUCUAUAGGUUGAAUUUUUUAAUGUAGGACUUCAUAAAUAGAAUUUGACAAUGAUAAAUAUGUAUUUUUGAUAAUCAUUAAAAUAUUGCAUACAAUGGUACUCCUUUGCAGAAGUCUUAAUAUGCUUAAUUUUUGUAAUCUAAUUGUCCUCCAAAUAUAGUUUUGGUUUAUGCUAUUAUUUUAGAAGGCACCAAUUUGGGACUAUCUGAUUAUUUAAAAGGGCGUAUUUUAAUGCACAAACUCAAAUUUCUAAAAUACAUGUUUACUUUAUAUUCAGAUAAAAUCCCCUAUUGCAAAUCCUACACGUAUUUCAAUGCAAUUCUUAUACGUCGAUCUUAAUCAAAUUUUUAAGUAUACAAUCCUGAAGACAGUGUACUACAUAUGCACUAUAAAAUAUAUUGCAGUAAAGAAACAGAUUAAGUUCACUGUCAAACUGUCUGACUUCCUUAACAAAUGUAAUAAAGAUAAAUGUCAUUAUGAACAAAUUUGUUAGGUACCUUAGGAAUCUUUCAAAACUAUUUAGAUAUAAAAUAAAAUUAUAGUAAUAAAAUAUUGAAGAUAAAUAUUAUUUUCAGCAAAUAUCAUUAGAAAGAACCUAAGAAAGGAGAUCAAAUUAAUUAAGAAAUAAUAGACUGACUCAAAUCUACCAUAAAGCAUCUCUACUAAUUUUGGAAUAUGUACAUGGAAUUUUGUGUCAAUAGCUGAAAUCUAAAAACAAUGUUUCUCUUGUGUUUGAUUAUUCAAUCAUGAUAAGGUAAAUGUAAACAGACUAUGUAUCACCUGGAGUGAACUUAGAAUUCAAAUCUUAGAGUAAAAGAGGACUAAAAGAGGAACAGAGUGGAGCUGGGCACUAGGUGUCUUUAGGGGCAAAGAUUCUAUAAACUGGUAAUAUUUAAACUAUCACAUUACUUUGUUAAAUUAUUGUUUCACCAUGUAUGGCCUUUGUGGUUUGUCACACAUUUUACUUCUCUAAUGCACAUAAUUGUAACUUUUUUAACUUUAAAAACUUAAUUAUGUUUAAGAAAAUUUUCAAAAUAAAAAUGAACAUAUGUCAUAUUUA